Oncorhynchus gorbuscha (pink salmon) is the source of this 4291-nucleotide messenger RNA. RefSeq names its product metabotropic glutamate receptor 5-like. The record is from RefSeq and is a predicted model, not a curated record. NCBI's taxonomy places the organism in Eukaryota, Metazoa, Chordata, Actinopteri, Salmoniformes, Salmonidae. Gene Ontology annotation, biological process: regulation of synaptic transmission, glutamatergic; trans-synaptic signaling by endocannabinoid, modulating synaptic transmission; G protein-coupled glutamate receptor signaling pathway. Gene Ontology annotation, molecular function: G protein-coupled receptor activity involved in regulation of postsynaptic membrane potential; adenylate cyclase inhibiting G protein-coupled glutamate receptor activity. Bases 542 to 4168 code for a protein of 1208 amino acids. Gene Ontology annotation, cellular component: postsynaptic density membrane. The transcript has 17 exons.
GAGAGGGAGAGCAAGCAGAACGUGUCAGAUCGGUGGAAGCCGUGCAGUGUGAGGGCGACAGACAGAGAGCGAGCGAAGAGCAUGGGAACAAAGACUAGGGAUUCCGUCGUUGCUAGGAUGAAAACCAUGAUGCUCCGAUCAGUGCGUGAAGAGUGGGGUUUCUCCAAGACAUGCACCGUGGCCUAGUUCAGGUAACGACCCGCCCCUUUACCUGUCUGUUACCUGUUACCAUGGAGACCACUGUUUCACCAUAGAGGAGGAUAUUCCUCAACCAACCAGAGUGGAGUUCGCUUUCGACCAGAAGGAUUCAAAAGUAUUUCCCAGGAUACACUGCUUCUCACUGGCACUCAUUAUUGUUAACGUGGCAAUGGCCUUUCCUUGACCUCUGCAGCAGGAGGAGGAAGAGUUUCUUUGUGUGGUUUGUUGGGCUUGCCACCACUCCUCAAUAUGGAGAGGAACUUUACUCUUAUGAAGCGUAAUAGUUCUUGAUCAAACUGGACAUCAUCAAGACAUAUUCUUAGUUAACAAACUGACCGAUGAGAUGAUCUGCAUCAUCCUGGCCCUGCCCAUGUGGGCGUGGCGUGGGACUGUUGGCGAUUCCCAGGCUAACGAGCGGCGCGUCGUGGCACACAUCCCUGGUGACAUCAUCAUAGGAGCCCUGUUCUCUGUCCAUCACCAGCCGACAGCGGACAAGGUACACGAACGUAAAUGCGGCUCGGUGCGCGAGCAGUACGGUAUCCAGCGUGUUGAGGCCAUGCUGCACACUCUAGACCGUAUCAACGCUGACCCCCGUAUCCUCCCCAACAUCAGCCUGGGCUGUGAGAUAAGAGACUCCUGCUGGCACUCUGCUGUGGCCCUGGAACAGAGCAUUGAGUUCAUACGAGACUCCCUGGUGUCCUCCGACGAGGCCGAGGUGGGGGGAGGCAGUGUGUGGGGGGGCGGCGGGGGAGGAGCCGACGGGAGGGGAGGGCCGAGGUGUGCGGACCAUGCUGCAACCCCCAUGCGGGGGAAGAAGCCCAUCGUUGGGCUGAUAGGACCAGGCUCCAGCUCUGUGGCCAUCCAGGUCCAGAACCUCCUACAGCUCUUCAACAUACCCCAGAUCGCCUACUCUGCUACCAGCAUGGACCUCAGUGACAAGAGUUUGUAUAAGUACUUUAUGAGGGUGGUGCCAUCAGAUGCUCAGCAGGCCAGAGCCAUGGUGGACAUUGUCAAGAGAUACAACUGGAGCUACGUCUCUGCCAUCCACACCGAGGGUAACUACGGGGAGAGUGGGAUGGAGGCCUUCAAGGAUAUGGCUGCCAAGGAGGGCAUCUGCAUCGCCCACUCUGGUAAGAUCUGGAGCAACGCGGGGGAGAAGAGUUUUGAUAGGCUGCUGGAGCGUCUCAGAACCCACCUGCCCAAAGCCAGGGUGGUAGCCUGCUUCUGUGAGGGCAUGACAGUCAGGAACAUCCUCAUGGCCAUGAGACGGCAGGGACUGGUGGGGGAGCUCCUACUGGUCGGCAGUGAUGGCUGGGCGGACCGGUACGAUGUGACAGAUGGGUACGUGCGCGAGGCGGCGGGCGGAAUCACCAUCAAGCUGCAGUCAGCUGAUGUGAAGUGGUUUGAUGAGUACUACCUGAAGCUGCGGCCAGACAACAACCUGAGAAACCCCUGGUUCCCUGAGUUCUGGCAACAUCGCUUCCACUGUAAGCUGAAGGGACACCCACAGGAGAGCCUCAAGUACAACCGCACCUGCAGCAAGCGGGAGUCAUUGCGACAGCAGUAUGCCCAGGACACUAAGAUGGGCUUUGUGAUCAAUGCCAUCUACUCCAUGGCCUAUGGGCUCCAUAACAUGCAGCGCUCACUCUGCCCAGGGUACCAGGGGCUGUGUGAUGCCAUGCGACCUAUAGAUGGUUCCACACUGCUGGACUUCCUGAUGAAGACCAACUUCACAGGCGUGUCUGGAGAGGGCAUCCUGUUUGACGAGAACGGAGACUCGCCUGGCCGAUAUGAGAUCAUGAACUUUAAGAAGAUGGGACAGGACUACUAUGACUAUAUUAACGUAGGGAGCUGGGACAACAGUGGGCUGAAGAUCGAUGACGAUGAAAUCUGGGCCAGCAAGGACACCAUCAUCAAAUCAGUCUGCAGCGAACCCUGUGACAAGGGACAGAUAAAGGUGAUCCGUAAAGGAGAGGUGAGCUGCUGCUGGACCUGCACUCCCUGUAAGGAGAAUGAGUUUGUGUUUGAUGAGUACACCUGCCGAGCCUGUGACCUGGGCUCCUGGCCUACCUUCCACCUCACAGGCUGUGACCCUAUCCCAGUGGAGUACCUGCAUUGGGGGGACCCAGAGCCCAUUGCUGCUGUGGCAUUUGCUUGUUUGGGACUCUGUGCCACAUUCUUCGUUACCUCCGUCUUCAUCAGGUUCCGGGACACUCCGGUGGUGAAAUCGUCCAGCAGAGAGCUGUGUUACAUCAUCCUGGCUGGGAUCUGUCUGGGUUAUCUGUGUACCUUCAGCCUCAUCGCCAAGCCCCAUGAUGCACACUGCUACCUACAGAGACUGGGCAUAGGCCUGUCCCCUGCCAUGAGCUACUCUGCCCUGGUCACCAAGACUAACCGUAUAGCCCGUAUCCUGGCUGGCAGUAAGAAGAAGAUCUGUACUAGGAAGCCCAGGUUCAUGUCUGCAUGCGCCCAGCUCAUCAUCGCCUCUCUACUCAUCCUGCUGCAGCUGGGCAUCAUAGUGGCUCUCUUCCUCAUGGAGCCCCCACAGGUGAUCCACGACUAUCCCAGCAUCCGGCAGGUCAAUCGCAUCUGUUACACCACCAACCUGGGCGUGGUGGCGCCGCUGGGCUACAACGGCCUGCUGAUCCUGAGCUGCACCUUCUACGCCUUCAAGACGCGCAACGUCCCGGCCAACUUCAACGAGGCCAAGUACAUCGCCUUCACCAUGUACACCACCUGUAUCAUCUGGCUGGCCUUCGUGCCCAUCUACUUCGGUUCCAACUACAAGAUCAUCACCAUGUGCUUCAGCGUCAGCCUCAGUGCCACUGUGGCGCUCUGCUGCCUGUUCGUACCCAAGGUGUAUAUCAUCCUGGCCAAGCCAGAGCGUAACGUACGCAGUGCUUUCACUACGAGCACGGUAGUACGCAUGCACGUGGGUGAUGGGAAGUCCUCCUCAGCCGCCAGCCGCUCCUCCAGCCUGGUCAAUCUCUGGAGGCGACGCUGCUCCGCUGGAGAGACACUCAGUUCCAAUGGGAAGUCAGUAUCCUGGGCCCAGACGGAGCGGGGUUCCCGUGGAAACCACCUGUGGCAGCGCCUGUCGUUCCACAUCAAGAGGAAGGAGAACAAUCAGACAGCUGUCAUUAAGCCCUUCUCCAAGACCCCCGAGGGGCGCUACAGUGGGGGCGCUGACCUUCACCCCCACAUGCCGUCCCUCCCCCACUCCCACCCUGAUGCAGACAAGACCCUGUACGAGCUCACAGAGGCAGAGGAGAGAUACACAGAGGAGAGAUACCCAAUUACCUACCGGCCCCAGACCCCUUCACCAAUCAGUACUGUCAGCCAGCACCUGCAUAGGGCGGGACUAAGGGAGGAGCCGCUUGUGAUGGGUGUACCGACCUCCCUGACCGGGGGUUCUGUCGCCGGGGGCGAUGUGUUUGACAGUUCCCUGAUGGAUCAGAUCAGCUGCGUGGUUAACCGUUUCACUGCCAACAUCAGCGAACUCAACAGCAUGAUGCUCUCCCCGUCUCCCACACACUCAUACACAUACUCUCACACACACACCCUGACGCCCUCCCACCCUGCAGACCCCUUCCUCCUCCCCCGGGAGAUCCCCCUCACCAUGACCACAUACGCUGACAUCCAGCCCCUUCCCCUUGUCGAGUCCUACGUAGGUGGACACGCCGGCCUCACUCACCCCCUGCCUCACCCUCGCCUCCUAACUCACCCUCAGGCCUCCCACUCUCCGGUGCGACACCUCACUGUGGGAGUGGAGUCCCCUCUAAGGAGGGCAGAGCUGGAGGAGGAGCUAAUGAAUUUGACCCCGCCCUCACCCUUCCGUGAUUCGCUGGGGUCAGGAAGUGGCUCCCCGGUCUCAGAGUCCACCCUGUGUCUGCCCCCGCCCUCGUCCCCUCCGCCCAAAUACGAAAUGCUGACCCUGAGAAACUACAGCCAGAGCUCUUCCUCACUGUGAGAGAGAGAUGAGAGGCGAUGAGAAGAGGAGGAGAGUGGAAGGACAGAGAAGGAGAGGGACCCUGGAAAAAACAGUCUCUUGAGGGGAGAUAAUGGUGAUGGCUACCUUGUGAUAGUGGGAGGA